GUCACCAGCUUCCGGCGGAAACGGCUCCCUCCGGCGGUGCGCGCUUCUACGGUUACGCGUCCAAAGCCGCCUCACGUGCGUUCUCGGUCAGUAAUAACGCGUACGAUAUUUUGCGCCUUUGUUUGACUUCUGAAUGCCAAUGCCAAUGCGCUUGUGUGGAAGCUAACGACGCGGAGUGCGGCCGUUCGAGCUUCUUGAGGCAGCCACGACGGAUGGACCUGUUCGGCGAUCUCCCCGAACCAACCCACACAGCGGGUGGAGGGUCUGAGCAGCCGCUGCUGCAGGACAGGGCUGAAAAACGCAAAGCGGAGGUCUGCAGGGGCGCUGAUGGUGACGGUGAUGAUGAAGCACUGGAGAAAAAGAAAGUUUGUAAAGGAUGGGCCAAGUUGACGGGAUACGUGGCUGCACGCCGGGGCGAGAGGGAGGACAUGCAAGAUGCACAUGUGCUCCUGCCGGACCUCAGCACCUGCUUUCCAACAUUUCCACACCAAGUAUCCCGUUUGGCUUACUUUGCGGUGUUUGAUGGGCAUGGAGGGUCUCGAGCAUCACGCUUUGCUGCUGAACAUCUCCAUCACACUUUGGCUCUCAAAUUUCCCAAAGGUGAGGUGGAGAAUCUGGACAAACUUGUGAGGAAGUGUUUAGUGGACACAUUCAGACAGACAGAUGAGGACUUUCUGAAACAGGCAUCAAGCCAGAAACCAGUCUGGAAAGAUGGGUCCACAGCCACCUGCAUGCUGGUGGUGAAUGACACCGUGUAUGUGGCCAACCUGGGUGAUAGCAGGGCUGUGCUGUGCCGGGAAGAAGAGGAAGAGGAGAAUAACACCAAGAAGCCAGUUACUUUAGCACUGAGCAAAGAGCAUAACCCAACAUGUUAUGAGGAACGAAUGAGGAUACAGAAAGCAGGCGGCACUGUCAGGGAUGGGCGUGUUUUGGGUGUGCUGGAAGUGUCUCGCUCGAUUGGGGACGGACAGUACAAGCGCUGUGGUGUGAUUUCUACACCUGAUAUACGGCGCUGUCAGCUCACCCCUAAUGAUAAAUUUUUCAUUCUAGCUUGUGACGGGCUCUUCAAGGUGUUCACUGCGGAGCAAGCAGUGAGUUUUGUCCGUGAUGUGCUGCAGGACGACACAGUGGAGUGCCGUAAAGAGCUCACUGAAAAGGAAGCGCACUUUGAAGCAGCAUGUCAGCGCCUGGCCACGGAGGCAGUGAGACGAGGCUGUGCGGACAAUGUUACAGUCGUCCUCGUCUCUGUCGAUUCCUAAAAGAGAAAGGCCAACGUCCGUUCCCCAUCUUUCUCAUCCUUUUUGCUUUUUCUUACCACCUCCUCUCUGGUCUGUACAACUGUUUUAGAACGAUGUUAGGAUGUUCAUUGGGGAGACAGAAAUGAAUUUUCAGAGGCAUUCUUUGGUUAUCUUUUUUUAAUGUACAAUAUUUUGGGAAAUGAAUUUCAUAAUGCCUUUCUAACAAGAUACUUAACAUGGAACAGCUCUUUUCAGGAAAAAUCGCUGUUUUAUACUUCCUCUUUGUGUUUGGUUUUCGGACCCGUCGUAUACAGAUUUGGAUGUGAACCUUCUCAUUUCCCUCUGCCUCAGUUAAUAGCAGGAAAUGGCAAAAUCUUCCAUCAUCCAGCUGUUUUUCAAAGAUGAUACUCAGUGCCUCUGUGCGUCAGUUAUUUGUCUGAUACAAAUCAAUCCCAUUUAGGAAACAGUUGGAGAAGGAUGCAGUACUUCUAACUAAGCAUUUAUUGUAAAAGCCUCAGCUCUCAUUUUACAUGGCUUCCGUGCGUCACUGCAGUACUCUGUAGUUUAGUAGUGAAGGAUGUUGUUAGUUAGUGGUCAAAUAUGUAAUACUGCAUUCCAAAGACUCAGGUUUCAAACUCUGUUGUAGGUUUUGCAUGGAAUUUAGGUAACAGUAAAUCUAAAUUUGUACCAAGAAGGUUUCAUGUCU
Messenger RNA from Scleropages formosus (Asian bonytongue), 1944 nucleotides. It is a transcript of the gene ilkap, whose product is annotated as integrin-linked kinase-associated serine/threonine phosphatase. NCBI's taxonomy places the organism in Eukaryota, Metazoa, Chordata, Actinopteri, Osteoglossiformes, Osteoglossidae. The transcript has 11 exons. The record is from RefSeq and is a predicted model, not a curated record. Bases 213 to 1259 code for a protein of 348 amino acids. Gene Ontology annotation, biological process: protein dephosphorylation. Gene Ontology annotation, molecular function: cation binding; protein serine/threonine phosphatase activity.